AUGAAAACAGAUUUAAAGAUUAUUAUUAUUGGAGGUGGUAUUGGAGGUGUUACUUUAGCAAAUGCGAUAAAGAAAUAUGGUGAUGGUAAAUGUAGUGUACAUAUCUAUGAAAAAGAAAUGACAGUUUCAUCGACUGCUUUCAAGGGUUAUACGAUCGGGUUGAACCAAAUGGGCAGAGAUUCAUUGAGAGAAGCUUUGGAUAUCGAGAAAUAUGAUAGAUUAACAUCGGAACUCAUUCAAUCCGGUGGUCAAUACGUUGUUACCGAUCGUCAGCUCAAUCCGCUCAUCAACUUUAGUUGUUCGUCGUAUGUCGAUAGAGAUCGUCUGUGUGGUCUGCUACGCGAAGGCAUCGAUGUUCACUAUGGAAUGAAGUUCAAGUCGUAUACGGAGGACAACGAUGGUGUCUCAGUGUUCUUUGAGGAUGGUUCGUGCGAGCGAGCAGAUUUCCUGGUUGGUGCUGACGGUGUUCAUUCUGUGGUGCGUCACCAGAAACUGCCUCUCUUCCAAAUGGAAGAUGUCAAUGUCUAUAGUAUCCAAGCUUUGAUUCCGAAUGUUGGCGAUGACGUUAUCGAUCUAUUGUUCAAGCAGGACAACACACUCAUCACAAAGACAUUGGGAAACAAGAGGAAUACCAUCAUGUUUGGAAAAGUAAAGGCGCAGGCCGACGCUAUCAAUUUUGGAGUCGAGGACAUCGCUUCCAUCGAGCGAAUAAUGGAGCAGAACGAACCAGGAAAUACAUGUUUGGUGAUCAACUAUGAGUGGAGACCUUUGGUUGAGAAUGGUCGCGUUGAUCUUCCAACCGGUGGAAGACAAUACAUGCUCAACACACUCCGCAGAGAUACCGGUAAUUUCCAUCCGUUGGUUGUCGACCUACUCAAUAGAGUGGCGAAACCAGAGCAUUUGAUAAAUGACCAGCCAAAACCGAUGAGACAAGCACUUCCAUGUAGAUGGCCAGCCGCUUCUAGAGUGACGCUCAUCGGCGAUGCCAUCAACGCCAUGACCGCCACUAGUGGCUGUGGUGGAAACUUGGCUAUGCGUGAUGCUAUUGAUCUUGGCUAUGCACUUACGGAUAUCAUCAAAAACAUUGCACCACUCUCCAUUAGAAUGACUGCACACGAACAAAUGAUUGUCGAGCGUGGACAACAACAAAUCAAACUCAGUCGUGAUUGCACAGAACACAUGCACUCACAGGAACUCUCGCAUUGCUCCGAACUCUUUAGAAAUACAAUCAUGCGAAUAUUAAACAAACUAUUAAUUUGGGGUGUAGUAAAGAUACCAAAUUAA
Messenger RNA from Heterostelium album PN500, 1284 nucleotides. RefSeq names its product FAD-dependent oxidoreductase. Gene Ontology annotation, molecular function: FAD binding. Bases 1 to 1284 code for a protein of 427 amino acids. The record is from RefSeq and is a predicted model, not a curated record. The transcript has 2 exons. NCBI's taxonomy places the organism in Eukaryota, Evosea, Eumycetozoa, Acytosteliales, Acytosteliaceae.